CCCGUCGACAAUACUCAUGCUAUCCAAAGGCCAUGGUCCACUAGCCUUUGUGAUUGUUGCGACGAUUGUAACAGUUGUUGCUUGACUUGUUGGUGUCCAUGUGUAACAUUUGGUCAAAUUGCAGAAAUGGUUGACAAAAGAUGUACCUCAUGUGGAGUGAGCGGAGCACUUUACAUGUUGAUACUGUGCGUGACGGGUUGCUCCUGUUUGUACUCAUGCUUUUAUCGAUCCAAGUUGAGAGGGCAAUAUUUCCUGAAGGAGAGCCCUUGCACCGAUUGUUGUAUCCAUUGUUGCUGUGAAGAAUGUGCACUGUGCCAAGAGUACAUAGAGCUCAAAAAUUACGGUUUCGACAUGUCGAUAGGGUGGCAUGGAAACAUGGAAAGGAAGAAACGAAUGGCUGCUUUGCCUCCAUCAAUACAAGUCAGCAUGUUUCGAUAG
This is a messenger RNA of Theobroma cacao (cacao), 438 nucleotides long. Lineage: Eukaryota; Viridiplantae; Streptophyta; Magnoliopsida; Malvales; Malvaceae. The record is from RefSeq and is a predicted model, not a curated record.